CGUCCCUCAUUUUUCUCGCAAUCCAAACACUCCCUCCUUCCUCGCCAACCGUCAAAUCCCAACCGCCACCAACCACCUCCGAACAUGCCCAACAACACAGGCCAACGUCGUUAUUUUUCCCACUGUUUGCCACCACGUCGAAAGCCCAAAACCGUCGACCCGCUCUUCUCUUACAUUGCCGUGGCGGAGAAGCAGGGCUCGUUUUUACAAACCAUUCUGUCCUCGGCUUGCACGGCGGCGAAGGGUGAAGGAAAAGAAAGUGCAUGUCGUCGGAGAAAGAUAGGGAGAAGUUGUCGCCGGGCAUUAAUGGCGGCUUUGAAUCACACAUCAUUGGGCAAGAAGAUUGUUAAAAGUAGAAAAAUAAAGAAGGAUACUGCUUUUUCCAAAUCAAGAAUCGGCAAGUUAGAAGAAGGUGAUAGAAUCUCUAACAUAGAGCAGAAAACUACUACCCCUGCAUUCACCGUGUAUUCAUCAUCAUCUUCUACAUGUUUAAGUAGUUCCCAAGGUACUCUGGCUUUGGUGUCAUUUCCAAUGAAUGGAUUUGGGGUGAAAAAGCAGAAGCAAUUAGAUGUUAGAGAUAGUAGAAAAGGAUAUUUUGGAUCCACAACGGCCAUGUGUUUGCUUCUUUUGACUAGUCUUCUGGUGUUGAUUCUGUGGGGAAAGUUUUGUGCUAUACUCUGCACUUCAAUUGGGUUCUUUGUGGUGCCUCAUCUGGGGAGAAAGUACAUGAUCAAGUAGAGGAGCCAUAGCCAAGCCGAGGGUAGAGCUUCUAUAUAUGUGUCAAAAGCCAUAGGAUAAGAUCUGAUGGUGGUAGUGGUGUUGGUGAUGGAGGGCAGCGGUGGUGGCAGUGGCAAAGGGGGCAUAAAUAGAUGAUUAAAUAUUUUUAAGUAGUUUUUAUGUCACAAAAUUAUUAAGUCUUAUCUCACCUUUGUAGAUUUGAUUAAAUAAUCCAUCAUAUAAUAUAAGAUUAGAUUGAUUGAUAAGUUAAUAUAAUACAAUAUUAACAUUACACAAACUAAUAAACUCAUAUUGUAUUGUAUAAGCUUAUAUUAUCAAAUAUCAUAUGCU
This is a messenger RNA of Lotus japonicus, 1068 nucleotides long. RefSeq lists its product as uncharacterized. The transcript has 2 exons. The record is from RefSeq and is a predicted model, not a curated record. Lineage: Eukaryota; Viridiplantae; Streptophyta; Magnoliopsida; Fabales; Fabaceae. Bases 85 to 738 code for a protein of 217 amino acids.